Dreissena polymorpha is the source of this 9958-nucleotide messenger RNA. Its product is annotated as deoxyribodipyrimidine photo-lyase-like. Bases 105 to 2051 code for a protein of 648 amino acids. Gene Ontology annotation, biological process: photoreactive repair. NCBI's taxonomy places the organism in Eukaryota, Metazoa, Mollusca, Bivalvia, Myida, Dreissenidae. The record is from RefSeq and is a predicted model, not a curated record. Gene Ontology annotation, molecular function: deoxyribodipyrimidine photo-lyase activity. The transcript has 12 exons.
AUAUCUGAACCGAAUGCAUGUUUUUAAUUAAAAUUAUUCGGGUUUCAAAAUACUGAUCUUUUCGUACAAAUGUGAUCCUAAAGUUGUAUAUUCAUAACGUUGUAAUGCUCUGCGUAACAACAAAUGUGUGCAGAUCUUUUAAGCAGCGUGUAUCUUUGAAAAGCCUGUUCUGCACUGCAUCCACAUGGAAUAGCGUCCCUGAUGCUGCAACAUCUACCUCCCACAACAAAAAGGCUGUAACAUCUACCUCCCACAACAAAAAGGCUGUAAUUGGUAAAUCUGCCAUGUUCAGUCACAACAACCCCUCAGGCCUCACGCCUAGACCCCAUUCCUCAGGCGUUUUACAUCAGGAUGGUCAUGAGCCGACAGAUUUCGUCACACAACCUGUGUCUAAUUUUGACAAACUUGUCAGCAAACUGCAGACUGUGCUUCCUGGAAAGUCAAGGUCCGAGUUGAGCGUACUCAUACAAGAGCUAAGGCAGACAAGAGGGUCCCUGUCAGGGUUCACAGCGGAGGAUAUCACACAGCAGAUCGUUACCAUGGUGACGCAACCAGAAACAAAGUCUACUUCUGUGAUACCUGAGAAACCAUCAUCAAAUAAAACUCUAGAAGAUGAACUUGCGACAAGAAUAUCAGAGGCUAGAAAGUCUGUCUGCAAGUCUGUCGCUGACUUUCAAUUUAAUAAAAAGCGAAUACAAGUCCUGAGCCAGUCUGAGCAUGUGCUGAGUGAAUGUGACGGCAUUGUCUACUGGAUGUCCAGAGACCAGCGUGUGCAAGACAACUGGGCAUUCCUGUAUGCCCAGAAGCUAGCCUUAAAGCAGGGAGUUCCACUGCACGUGUGCUUCUGUCUGGUUCCAAAGUUCCUUGAUGCCACAAUCAGACACUUCACUUUCAUGUUGGAGGGACUGAGGGAAGUGGAAAAGGAAUGCACAGAGUUGGGUAUUAGUUUCCAUCUUCUCAUCGGUCAUGCCAAGGAUAGACUGCCACAGUUUGUUGCAGAGAAUAAAAUAGGUGGAGUUGUGACUGACUUUAGUCCACUUCGAGUUCCCAUGGCCUGGGUGGAUGAUGUGGGCAAAGCCUUACCAAAGAACGUCCAUUUCUGUAAGGUUCAUGCUCACAAUAUAGUUCCAUGUUGGGAAGCAUCUAAUCAAAUGGAGCAUGAGUCUCGAACCAUACGCUUGAAGAUAAACAGCAAGCUGUCGGAGUAUCUCACAGAGUUCCCGCCUGUCUGCAAGCACACAUAUGAUGCGCCUUUUUCUCAGAGUGUAGACUGGGCUGCAGCAUAUUCCAGUCUCGAGGUAGAUCAGACAGUACGGCCUGUAGAGUGGGCUAAACCAGGAUACUUGAGUGGCAUGCAAAUGCUUGAAUCAUUCUGCAAAUAUCGGCUUAAAGACUAUGUAGCAGACCGUAAUAACCCAACUGUGGAUGCUAUCAGUAACUUGUCGCCCUGGUUUCACUUUGGCCAGGUAUCUAUCCAGCGGGCCAUUCUCACAGUGAGUCAGUAUCAGUCGCUGUACAAGGCAUCCGUUGACAAAUAUAUAGACGAGGCCGUCAUUUGGAGGGAACUGGCUGACAACCUUUGCUACUAUAACAAGAACUAUGAUAGCCUUGAUGGGGCUCCUGACUGGGCUAAGGCAACCUUGAGAGAACACGAGAGGGACAGGCGUGAAUAUGUGUACACCAGAAAGCAGUUUGAGAGGGGCCAGACCCAUGACCCACUCUGGAAUGCUGCACAGAAUCAGAUGGUGUUAGAGGGUAAGAUGCAUGGGUUCCUGCGCAUGUACUGGGCCAAGAAGAUCCUGGAAUGGACCCCCAGCCCCUCGGAGGCCCUCAGUUACUCCAUCUACCUCAACGACAAAUACAGUCUGGACGGCAGGGACCCUAACGGAUAUGUCGGUUGUAUGUGGUCCAUUUGUGGAAUACACGACCAGGGCUGGGCAGAGAGAGCUGUGUUUGGGAAGAUACGCUACAUGAAUUACCAGGGAUGCAAGCGAAAGUUUGAUGUGACCAAGUUUGAGAUGCGGUACCGCAAGCAGACCACUGAGAAGUGAAACUGUUCCAUGUGAUGGAGUACUUACUGGUGUCCAUGUAAAUAUUUGUAUUUAUAUACCUCAGGCAAGGAUUUGGUUCAGAAAUCUGCUGUGUUUUGAGAGGAGCAGUAAGGAGCCAAACUUGAUCUCAGUACUUUGUGUGCUGGUGUAUACAUGGCUAUAUUUUACUAUUUUUGAUCAUUGAGCAGCAGAAAGAUUGGAUGUCAAAAGUGUAUGUGCCUGAGUAUUGAAUUGAUAUGUAUUAAGUAUCUAUUCAGUGUUACAAGAUGUAACUUGUCAUGCGAAAAAGGGUCUUAUGCACUGCCAACGAACGUCCAGACCUGCCUUGCAUCAGAGCAGACUGGUCUGGAGCUACCCUGUACACAAAUGAGAAAAGCAAAACUUGGGUUUCUUCAUAGCGGACAGGAUAGCUUCUUACCAUGUGCAGAUAAGUUUUCGUUCUCUUUACAGUUAAUGAAAUAAGUAAUAGAAACAUGCUAGGUUGUCUUGUGUAAUAUCACUAAAGGUAAUGUUCUCUUAUUAGCCUGUAAAGGUCGUAUAGCCGUUCCAAAUUAAACUUUAUUUUUGUAAAUUGUUACCCCUGCAGAACUUGUACUUUUGUUCUUAUCAGGCAAUAUAAUGAUGUCGUCCUUGUUCAAUCUUAAUUUAACCUUAGUGCAGUGUGAAUUGUCCCGUAUGUGUUUACUGUUAGCCAUAGUCUCUAAAUAGUCCGAAAUUUCAAACUUUGGCAUUUAGUAGCCAAAUUGCAUUUGAUUGUACAACAUCUUUUCUUUUUUGUAUACUUUUUUGUCUUUGAAAUGUACAUGUCUUUAAGGCUUGUUGUAAAUUCUUUUAGAAAUAUUUUGACUUAAAUGACAUAGUCUGUAUAAAAAAAACACAUGUCGCUAAAACAAACUUUUAGUGAUGUUGCUUGAUGCUUGACAUCCAAAUAGUUUAUUACUCGCGUUUGUGAGCAAAUUUUUAAGAAGAUUCAAUAUUUGAACUGGAUCUUGCAACUUUUAGCUUAGUUUGAUCAGAAUUUUACCACUAGACUACUCACUCUAAUACUACGGGAAUGCUAUCUUCUUAAAUAUCAUAAAUAACAUCAUGUAUUUUCAUGAUACCCAAAGUAUGUCACUAGAAAUAACUUAAGCGAGAAAAUAAAGGACACAUUCAACCUCAGUGAAAUUAUCCGUGCUUUGACAGGUGAAAAAAACGUACCAUAUUUACUCAUCAGUUGUUAAGCUAUGGACAUGUUAUCUCUUUGAUUGUACCAUUGUGAUAUUAAAUUUUAAAUGUAGAGAUUUUUGUUUCUUGAGGUGUUCAUGGCAAACAGCUUUAAGUUAUAGGUUGUAUAGAGCUGUAAUUUAUGUAUCAAUUUCGGUUACACCACAUGUGUUCAUUUAAUUUAUAGCUUUUUUGUCUUUUUGUGGCAUGAAUUGUCUUUUUGCUGCAUUAAUCAUCUUUGUUGCUGAAUUAAUUGUCUUUUUUGCUGCAUAAAGUGUCUUUUGGGCUGCAUUUGAUGUAUAUUUGGCUGCAUAAUACUAGUUGAGACGAUAAAAUUGUGGCAUAAAUGCUGUUCUGUUAUUGUUAAAGUAUUGACUAUUUGACAGUUGUUCACAGUUCUGAAACAGUAUUAACAAUAAAAACAAUGUUACCACAAAAGCAUCAUAUAUCAUUUCAUAAGUCACCAUCAUAGUUCAGUUGGUAGAGCCGGACUACAAAUCCCAGGAUUGCAGGUUUGAUUUCUGCCUGGUCCACAUAAGUUGUGAUAGGAUUGGUCAUGAAAUCCUUUCUAGGGCCAAUAACACCUGAGUUAACCUUUUACCACUUUGAUACGUAUUUUGACGCAUUUGUUGUCCCUUAGAAAAUCAUAUUUAAUUAUAUACCUUUCUUACUAAAUUCAAGUUUUAAAGACUUCAUUUCCAACCCUUAGUAAGGGAUGAGCAGCAAACAGCAUAAAACCUGAACAGACUGCGAGUUACUGGUAGGCUGUUCUGGUUUUAUGCUGGUUGCAAAAGCCAUUUUCACUUUGCUUCUUACGGAGGAAAGGGUUCAGAAGGGCAGUAAUCAGUUACUAGGCCUUGGUAUUGGUAGACUAGAUAUCCUAGAAAAAGUGUAAGCUGGUGAGAUGACUGGCGUGAUAAGUCUGAAAAGCUGUUGAAAGUGGCAAAAAAUACAAGUUAACAAACCAACAGCAUAGACUUUGUAUUUAAAGUAUAUUCUGAAAGUGCAUGUUGUGGUUAAUGGUAUACUGUGCAUAUAAUAACCAAUUGCUUUAACAAUCAUGAAGACAUUACAUGAUUUAAGAACAGAAAUGUAUGCAUGCUACACUUAGAAAACUCGAUGCAAAUGGUGCGUUGGUACUUAUUAUGCCCCCCUUCGAAGAAGAGGGGGGUAUAUUGUUUUGCUCAUGUCGGUAUGUCGGCCGGUCCAUCCACCAGAUGGUUUCCAGAUGAUAACUCAAGAACGCUUAGGCCUAGGAUCAUGAAACUUCAUAGGUACAUUGAUCAUGACUGGCAGAUGACCCCUAUUGAGUUUCAGGUCACUAGGUCAAGGUCAUGGUGACCCGAAAUAGUAAAAUGGUUUCCAGAUGAUAACUCAAGAAUGCUUAUACCUAGGAUCAUGAAACUUCAUAGGUACAUUGAUCAUGACUGUCAGAUGACCCCUAUUGAUUUUCAGGUCACUAGGUCAAAGGUCAAGGUUACAGUGACUCGAAAUAGUAAAAUUGUUUCCGGAUGGUAACUCAAGAAUGCUUACGCCUAGGAUCAUGAAACUUCAUAGGUACAUUGAUCAUGACUGGCAGAUGACCCCUAUUGAUUUUCAGGUCACUAGGUCAAAGGUCAAGGUCACAGUGACAAAAAACAUAUUCACACAAUGGAUUCCAUUACAACUGACAGUCCAUAUGGGGGGCAUGCAUGUUUUACAAACAGCCCUUGUAUUUUGAUAACGUUUUAUAAUUACAAAAUUUAAAUAUCAUACCAGUAAUUAUGUUUUUGAUAUAAAUAUACCAGUUCUGUUUUCUACAUUUUUAUGCUCCCCCAAAAUUUUUUAGGGGGGAGCAUAUAGUCGCCGCUUCGUCUGUCCGUGCGUGUGUCCGUCCGUCCAUGCACAAUUUUUGUCCAGGCUAUUUCUCGGCAAUUAAUGACCAGAAUUCAAUUAAACUUUAUGGGGAGCUUCACUACCAAGAAGAGAUGAGCAUAUUAUCAGCCGGUUCUGGUCGGAUGAUUUUUCACAGAGUUAUGGCCCUUUUAAAUUUUCCAUUAACUGGACAUAUAGUGCAAUUCUUGUCCCCCCAACUACUAGACGUUUCCUUUUAUCUGAAUAUAUAGUGCAAUAUUGUGACAAAAAAAACUUUGGGGAGCAUCACGCGUCUCUGAUGGUAUCUUGUUUAUUUGCAAAUGUGAUUGUGGUUGUAAUUAUGUGAGUCGUGACUUGCAGAAAAAAAGGAGACUCUGUUUGAUCUUCAUACAUUUUGAUUUGUCACAAUGUUUAAAUGUUGCCUUUAUUAUGCCCCCCUUCGAAGAAGAGGGGGUAUAUUGCUCUGCACAUGUCGGUCGGUCUGUCUGUCUGUCGGUCGGUCCGUCCACCAGGUGGUUUCCGGAUGAUAACUCAAGAACGCUUGGGCCUAGGAUCAUGAAACUUGAUAGGUAGAUUGAUCAUGACUCGCAGAUGACCCCUAUUGAUUUUGAGGUCACUAGGUCAAAGGUCAAGGUCACGGUGACCCGAAAUAAUAAAAUGGUUUCCGGAUGGUAACUCAAGAACGCUUAGGCUUAGGAUCAUGAAACUUGAUAGGUAGAUUGAUCAUGACUCGCAGAUGACCCCUAUUGAUUUUCAGGUCACUAGGUCAAAGGUCAAGGUCACACUGACCCGAAAUAGUAAAAUGGUUUCCGGAUGAUAACUCAAGAACGCUUAGGCCUAGGAUCAUGAAACUUGAUAGGUAGAUUGAUCAUGACUCACAGAUGACCCCUAUUGAUUUUCAGGUCACUAGGUCAAAGGUCAUGGUCACAGUGACCCGAAAUAGUAAAAUGGUUUCCGGAUGAUAACUCAAGAACGCUUAUGCCUAGGAUCAUGAAACUUCGUAGGUAGAUUGAUAAUGGCUGGCAGAUGAACCCUAUUGAUUGUCAGGUCACUAGGUCAAAGGUCAAGGUCACGGUGACCCGAAAUAGUAAAAUGGUUUCCGGAUGAUAACUCAAGAAUGCUUAUGCCUAGGAUCAUGAAACUUGAUAGGUAGAUUGAUCAUGACUCGCAGUUGACCCCUAUUGAUUUUCAGGUCACUAUAUCAAAGGUCAAGGUCACAGUGACCUGAAAUAGUAAAAUGGUUUUCGGAUAAUAACUUAAGAACGCUGAUGGCUACAAUCAUGAAACUUCAUCGGUACAUUGAUCAUGACUCGCAGAUGACCCCUAUCGAUUUUGAGGUCACUAGGUCAAAGGUCAAGUUCACGGUGACCUGUAAUAGUAAAAUGGUUUCCGGAUGAUAACUAAAGAACGCUUAUUUCUAGGAUCAUGAAACUUUAUAGAUAGAUUGAUCAUGACUCGCAGAUGACCCCUAUUGAUUUUCAGGUCACUAGGUCAAAGAUCACGGUGACCCGAAAUAGUAAAAUGGUUUCCGGAUAAUAACUCAAGAACGCUUAUGAUUAGGAUCAUGAAACUUCAUAGGUACAUUGAUCAUGACUGGCAGAUGACCCCUAUUGAUUUUCAGGUCACUAGGUCAAAGGUCAAGGUCACAGUGACAAAAACAUACUCACACAAUGGCUGUCACUACAACGGAGAGCCCAUAUGGGGGGCAUGCAUGUUUUACAAACAGCCCUUGUUUUUAAAGGUUUUAACUUGUUGCCUUUAAAUGUACAAAUGUAUGUGUUUUAAGUGUGUAUGGUUGUAUUAUUAUAAUGCUAUUUCCUUAUAUAUGCAAUGUUUUAUUAUGCCCCCCUUCGAAGAAGAGGGGUAUAUUGUUUUGCACAUGUUGGUCGGUCCGUCCGUCUGUCCGUCGGUCCAUCCACCAGAUGGUUUCCGGAUGAUAACUCAAGAGCGCUUAGGCCUAGGAUCAUGAAACUUCAUAGGUACAUUGAUCAUGACUGGCAGAUGACCCCUAUUGAUUUUCAGGUCACUAGGUCAAAGGUCAAGGUCACAGUGACUCGAAAUAGUAAAAUGGUUUCCGGAUGAUAACUCAAGAAUGCUUAUACCUAGGUUCAUGAAACUUCAUAGGUACAUUGAUCAUGACUGGCAGAUGACCCCUAUUGAUUUUCAGGUCACUUGGUUAAAGGUCAAGGUCACAGUGACUCGAAAUAGUAAAAUGGCUUCCGGAUGAUAAGUAAAGAAUGCCUACGCCUAAGAUCAUGAAACUUAAUAGGUACAUAGAUAAUGACUGGCAGACGACCCCUAUUGAUUUUCAGGUCACUAGGUCAAAGGUCAAGGUCACAGUGACUGGAAAAAGUAAAAUGGUUUCCGGAUGAUAACUCAAGAAUGCUUACAACUAGGAUCAUGAAACUUCAUAGGUACAUUGAUCAUGACUGGCAGAUGACCCCUAUUGAUUUUCUGGUCACUAGAUCAAAGGUAAGGGUCACAGUGACUCGAAAUAGUAAAAUGGUUUCCGGAUGAUAACUCAAGAAAAAAGGGAUUUUUUUUUCUUGCCAGCUAGAAAUAAUCACUGAGUAGAAAUUAGUAUGUAGUUUUUAAACAAAAUAGCAACAAGUCUACCGUUUAAUAUUUCUCAUGUUUACAAUAAUCCAUAACAUAUUGAGUAUGCUAUAUGCUUGUUAUACCCCCACAAACGAAGUUUAGAGGGGUAUAUAGGAGUGAGCUUGUGUGUUGGUCCAUAUUAAGUGUCGGCUCUCUUACUAUCACCCGGCAGAGGGAUAUUGUUUUGGUGUUGUCCGUCCGUCCGGCACUUUUGUGUUUGGAGCCAUAUCUUGGAAGUGCUUUGGUGGAUUUCAUUGAAACUUAGUAUGAGUAUAUAUAUGGAUAAGAGGAUGAUGCAUGCUAAAUGGCAUUGUUCACCAUCUGUUAUUAAUGGAGUUAUGGCCCUUUGUAUCUUUAAAACUGCUUUUUUAGCUGAGUGUCAAAUAUAACACUUUUGUGUCCAGAAGCAUAUUGGCGGGGAUAUCAAUUCAACAAAUUUGCUUGUUCAAGUUGUUUAAUCGGAUCUUCACCAAACUUGGUCAAAUGUUGUAUCUAGAUGAUGUCUAGGUCAAGUUCGAAUAUGGGUCAUGCUGGGUCAAAAACUAGCUCACGGGGUCACUUAGUGUGUUUUAAACAUUGAGCAUGGUAUCCGCUUUCUAAUUCAAGUAGUUUCACCAAACUUGGUCAAAAGUUGUAUCUAGAUGAUGUCUGGGCCAAGUUCGAACAUGGGUCAUGGCAGGUCAAAAACUAGGUCACGGGGUCACUUAGUGGGUUUUAAACAUUGAGCAUGGUGUCCGCUCUCUACUUCAAGUAGUUUUAAUCAUAUCUUCACCACACUUGGUCAGAAGUUGUAUCUAGAUGAUGUGUAGGUCAAGUUCGAACAUGGGCUAUGCCGGGUCUUUUAGUGCGUUUUAAACAUUGAGCAUGGUGUCCGCUGUUUUUUGUGAAGACAACAUGCAAAAUAUUCUGUGUCAAUGUGGCAUGUGGGGGUAUUCGUCACGUCUGUGACAUAGCUCUAGUUGAGUCUUGGGUAAUUUUCAAAAAGAUGUUACAUCACAAUUAUUUUAUAAAUGUAUGGCUAUGAAUCAUUAUAAACAAAAUUAUUUAUAUUUGUUGCUUAUUUAACUCGCCUGAGCAUACGGUUCUCACGGUGAACUUUAAAUACUCGCCUUUUGUCUGUCGUGUGUUGUGCGUCAUGCUGGAUCAACAUUUGCCUUGUUAAAACUUUAGAGGACUCAUUUUUUGUACAAUAUUCUUGAAAUUUGGUCAGUAGAUUUGUGCAAUGAUAUUUAGGACGAGUUCGAAAAUGGUUCCAGUUGGUUGAAAAUCAUGGCCACCAGGGGCGGGGCAUUUUUCCUUCUAUGGCUAUAGUAAAACCUUGUCAACACUCUAGAGGCAGCAUUUAUUGUCCGAUUUUCAUGAGACUUGGUCAGCAGAUUUGUCCCCAUGAUAUCUUGGAUGAGUUUGAAAAUGGUUCAUGUGGCUUGAAAAACAUGGCCGCCAGGGGACGGGACAUUUUUCCUUAUAUGGCUAUAGUAAAACCGUGUUAAAACUCAAGAGGCCACGUUUAUUGUCCGAUCUUCAUGAAACUUGGUCAGAAGAUUUUUCCCAAUGAUAUCUUGGACGAGAACGAAAAUGGUUCCGGUUGGUUGAAAAACAUGGCCCCAAGGGGCGGGGCUUUUUUUCUUAUAUGACUAGUAAAAACUUGUAAACACUCUAGAGGCCACAUGUAUAGUCCAAUCUUCAUGAAACUUGGCCAGAACAUUUGUUUGAAUGAUAUUUUGGAUGAUUUGGAAAAUGGUUCAGAUCUGCAGAAACAUAUGGCCGCCAGGGAGCGGAUAAUUGAUCCUUAUAUGGCUAAAGUAAAACCUUGUUAGCACUCUAAAAGUUACAUUUAUAGUUCACUCUUCAUGAAACUUGGUCAGAACAUUUGUUCUAAUGAUAUCUUGAGCUGCACAGAACAAGUAAGUUCCUUUGUAUCUCAGGUGAGCGACUUUUUGCCUUUCAGGGCGUCUUGUUUCAAAUCUGUAUUGCAGAAAUGAUAAUAAAUAAUAGAUUGUGUUGAUAGUUUCAAAUCGCAUCUUGAAAAUAAGAUAUUAAUUGUUAAAACUCGUAAAGAAUUUGUAGAAGUUAUUAUUACAAUAUCAAGAAAAUAUAAAUAAUUCAGUUUUACUUUCCAAGAAUUGUUAUACAUGUUUAUUGACUGUCACUUAAUGACAGGCAUAUGAUAAGAAAAUGCACUGCUGUAAAAAGCAUAGUUUCUUAUCAGUUGUUCAUAUCAUUUUUAUCAAAUAAAAAUACAAGUGCUA